CGGCGCUCAGCCCUGUCCCGGGUCGUCCGCCGGCAGCCCGUCCCUCUGCCGGUCCCUCUGGUCCUCCUGUCCCGCGCCGGGGUCCCGCGCCAUGAGCUCCACGCAGUUCAACAAGGGCCCGUCCUACGGGCUCUCGGCCGAGGUCAAGAACCGGCUCCUGUCCAAAUAUGACCCCCAGAAGGAAGCCGAACUCCGAAGCUGGAUAGAGGGACUCACAGGCCUCUCUAUUGGCCCUGACUUCCAGAAGGGUCUGAAAGAUGGGGUUAUCCUAUGCACACUCAUGAACAAGCUGCAGCCGGGCUCCGUCCCCAAAAUCAACCGCUCUAUGCAGAACUGGCACCAGCUAGAAAACCUCUCCAACUUCAUCAAGGCCAUGGUCAGCUAUGGCAUGAACCCUGUGGACCUGUUUGAAGCCAAUGACCUGUUCGAGAGCGGGAAUAUGACACAGGUGCAAGUGUCUCUGCUUGCUCUGGCGGGAAAGGUAAGGUUCCAGGCAGGGCCAGACACCUGGGGGUGGCGAUUGUAUCCACUGGUGGCUCCCCUUACCCCCAUCCAGGCCAAGACCAAGGGGCUGCAGAGUGGUGUGGACAUCGGGGUCAAAUAUUCAGAGAAACAGGAGAGGAACUUUGACGAUGCCACCAUGAAGGCCGGCCAGUGUGUCAUUGGGCUGCAGAUGGGCACCAACAAAUGUGCCAGCCAGUCUGGCAUGACAGCCUAUGGUACCAGGAGACAUCUCUAUGACCCCAAGAACCACAUCCUGCCUCCCAUGGACCACUGCACCAUAAGCCUCCAGAUGGGCACCAAUAAGUGUGCCAGCCAGGUGGGCAUGACGGCUCCAGGGACCCGCAGGCACAUCUAUGACACCAAGCUGGGCACCGACAAGUGCGACAACUCUUCCAUGUCCCUGCAGAUGGGCUACACACAGGGCGCCAACCAGAGCGGCCAGGUCUUCGGACUGGGGCGGCAGAUCUACGACCCCAAGUAUUGCCCACAGGGCUCUGCAGCUGACGGGGCUCCUGUGGGGGGUGACAGUCAAGGCGAGGCCCCUGAAGAAGCCAAACUGAUGCAAGAAUCCUGCGGUCCCUUUAAGAAACCCGGCUCCGAGCGCCGGGCUGUGGUCCCGCCUCCUCCAAUGGCAAAGUCGCCCGAGUAG
Messenger RNA from Mastomys coucha (southern multimammate mouse), 1153 nucleotides. RefSeq names its product calponin 2 (gene Cnn2). The transcript has 8 exons. The coding region runs from base 92 to 1153 and encodes 353 amino acids. Gene Ontology annotation, biological process: actomyosin structure organization. Gene Ontology annotation, molecular function: actin binding. Lineage: Eukaryota; Metazoa; Chordata; Mammalia; Rodentia; Muridae. The record is from RefSeq and is a predicted model, not a curated record.